Messenger RNA from Polypterus senegalus (gray bichir), 1726 nucleotides. RefSeq names its product sodium/potassium-transporting ATPase subunit beta-1-interacting protein 3. Gene Ontology annotation, biological process: regulation of sodium ion transport. Bases 543 to 1085 code for a protein of 180 amino acids. The transcript is spliced from 6 exons. Lineage: Eukaryota; Metazoa; Chordata; Cladistia; Polypteriformes; Polypteridae. The record is from RefSeq and is a predicted model, not a curated record.
UACGGUCUCCAUGCGCCUGCCUGUAGCGCUAAUCGCGUAACUCAUCAUUCUUCCUCCUGUUCGUCCUCCUUAUCAUCCUCGUUUUUACUGACGGAGAUGUUUUCCCCCCUCCGAGUCUAUCCAAAGGCGGCAUAACCCCACGUCAGUCCCACGCAGACAUUCCCAUCCGCCCAGUGCCUCCUGUGAAGUUUUUCUCCGCUGCUGCCCAUUCGCGCUCGAGCCGCGCACAAUACAGCGGAGCAGCAGAAGAAGCACGCCUCCUUCCACAGACAUGAGCACCGAGCAGCCGGGGAGCUGCAGCUGCACGUCUGCUGGAUUCUACUAAAACUUCUCCGACUGCUUUCCGUUUUUGUUUUUGUCACUCAACAGAAGAAGAUCAACCGAAAGCGCGGGAUUGUGUUCUAUAUGCAGAAUUGUGAUUAUUUCGUGUUCCGACUGGAGAUCGAACUCCUUCAAGGGAAAGGGGAACGUCUGGAGCGCAUCGCAGUGUUAGGACUGUUCCUGUGAAUCGAGAGCCUUGGUUUUUAUUCGCUCGAUUCAGAAUGGGUUGUUGCACCGGACGAUGCACUUUGAUAUUUCUCUGCGUUUUACAGUUGCUGGCAGCAUUAGAAAGACAGAUCUUUGAUUUCCUUGGAUACCAAUGGGCACCUAUACUUGGCAACUUUCUACAUAUAAUAGUCGUCAUACUGGGUCUCUUUGGAACCAUUCAGUUCAGGCCAAAAUAUAUAAUUGUGUAUUCUGUCUGGACAGUCUUGUGGGUGGCCUGGAAUGUGUUCAUUAUCUGCUUCUAUCUUGAAGUUGGAGGCCUUUCAAAGAACACUGACCUCAUGACUUUUAACAUUUCCAUGCAUCGCUCAUGGUGGAGAGAACAUGGACCGGGCUGUGUCAGGAAAGAGGUACCUCCUCCGGUCACUCGAAGCCUUGAUGACCACUCCUUCAUCUCUGUGACUGGAUGCAUUGUCGAGUUCCAGUAUCUUGAAGUUAUUCACAGCUCGUUCCAGAUUCUGCUUGCUCUGCUUGGCUUUGUAUAUGCCUGCUAUGUGAUCAGUGUCUUUACAGAAGAAGAGGACAGCUGCAAGUACUAACAUUGAUAAGCUUUCGGAGCUUCAACAGGUCAAAUGGAAUAUCUAUAAAGCAAAUCACUAUAAACAGAAAAAGCAAGGAAAAGAAUAAAAAUAUUCCACAACUCCUAGAAGAAACAGGAAGACCGUGCUAUACCUGGACUACCGUUUGCAUCCACUUGCAGGCAUUCCAAGUUUGACCGAGUUCCUAGACUGCUGCCCGAUACUGAAAGCUCUCAAUAGAUCACAGUGUUUAAACUGCGCUUCACUUUUUGUAUUUGUUGUUAAGGUAUACUGUCCAUGAUAUCUAAUAGCAUGAGAACUUACGUUGGGAAUUUCUGGGAGAACAAAGGGAGCUGAACUGUUAUUCUCUGUAAAAUUACCACUAAGACAAGAAAACCUGCCCUGGCCUGAUUGGUAUUUAUUUAUGUAUUUAUUUCUGUAUUAAUGAAUUGUAACCUGAGCCACUAAUGUACAGGUCAGGAGGGGUUCACGUCUACACCCUUGAAAACAAAGACGGCCCAGGAAUUUACUAAACGUCAGACCAGGCCGCAUACUGUAUAUCAUGUUUACGUUCUGCAUUUUUCUCAUAUUUUGUCACAUUUGUAGUAUCAUGUUAGCCUCUCUUAUAUUUUGUGUACUGUGAUAGUUCAAUGAAACUCCAU